Molecule: messenger RNA, 5224 nt
Organism: Mya arenaria
Lineage: Eukaryota; Metazoa; Mollusca; Bivalvia; Myida; Myidae
Product: 2'-5'-oligoadenylate synthase 2-like
Exons: 8
Coding region: 61-1221 (386 amino acids)
Biological process (GO): regulation of ribonuclease activity
Cellular component (GO): membrane; nucleoplasm; cytosol
Molecular function (GO): 2'-5'-oligoadenylate synthetase activity; double-stranded RNA binding
Source: RefSeq, a predicted model, not a curated record
CCGAAAGUGCCGAACCAUUUUCGUAGAAGCAAAAGUCAAGUUCAGAGGUCAUCUGUUUCAAUGGGAAAAACAAGGAGAUUGUGCCCGUUCUCAUGCGGAAAAGGCCCUUUCGGCAAUAAGGCUCGAAGACGACACGUACAUAAAUUCCAUGGACCACUUCCAAACAUUUGUGACGUGUGCAAGGAACCAUUCCUCUCCGAGCGUGCUUUGCAAAUGCACGAAGAGGAUAAACAUUCAGGAACCAGUCAUAGAGCACACGAGCCUUUUAAAGUUGAACGGCACCCAAUCCCAAUAGCAGAUUUGUAUCUAGUGGAAGAUUUAGAUGUCACAAUCGCCAAUGUCAUACAACCAGAUAAAAAAUUCUUGUCAAAGACCAGAAGAGCUGUGGACAAACUUGUGAAAUUAAUCCAACACAACUUACCAACUGAGCUUACGGCAGCUCGCGUCUUCAAGGGCGGUUCACUUGGAAAAGGUACUGCUGUAAAAGGUAAAUCCGACAUUGACCUCAUCGUGAUGAUGUCAAAUAUCAGUGAGGUAUCCGACUUAACCAGUAAGAUGCCUAAGAUUUUACAAGAAAUGGAAACAAGUUUGCAAACAUUUGCUGGAGUUUCGGUGGUUGGCAAUUCCAAACAUUCCGUGCAGAUAACUUUUAAUGGAUUAUCGGUGGACAUUUUGCCAACGCUGAAUGUUAAGAACAAACGCUCUCUCAAGCGUUUAUACAGGAACAUGACGGAUCCACAUUCCUUGCACACUAAGGAAUUUUAUUCUGCAACAUUAUGCCAAUUACAAACUGCUCUUGUUGGGGCUGUGCCAACCAAAGUCAAAAGCCUAAUCCUCUUGAUCAAAUACUGGAACAAAGAGAAAGUAAAGCCAGUUGUUCUGAGUAGAACGCCAACGUCUUAUGUCUACGAGAUUAUUAUCUUGGACCGCUGGGUGAAGGCUGACAAACCGAAAUUGUUUGACAUGCGUAGAGCAGCCCACGACGUUUUAACCGCAUUGGUACAUCACAAGGACUUGCAAGUAUUAACCGCUGGACUGGCAAAAUACAGCAAGGAUACAGCCCAAAUCAGGCACGACACCUAUAUAAUGGAUCCAUGUAACCCAACCAACGAUCUAUACAACAGCCGUAACUGGAACUGGGAUGGAGUUGCGUCUGAGGCUAAAUGCUGGCUUAAAAGUUCAGUGUUCGAUGGAGUCAGCGGAACGACGGGACAUUGGUGAUAGGCAUUUGAAAAGAUGUGCCGGGAUUGUUUUUAGAAAAACUGUGAUACAUUUAAAUUUCAAGCGAGGACACAAUACUUCAUUUUUUAAUAUCCAAAUAUAGUAAAAGCUGGUGCAAAAGAGAAGGGAUUGAACCAAAUGCCUUAUUACCGUGGAUGAAUAAAAUAUUAUACCUAAUAGAUAAGAAAAUAUAGUUUUUCAACAACAAUCCGUUGGCACUUCACCCAAAGUCUAUUUCGAUAACUGCAAAGUUUAUAAUGGAUAUCAAAUCCCUACAUAAUAAACUUGUAUUUGUAUCAGCUGAUAAACCAGCUAAUAAUGUAAUCAUAGUUUGACGUUUAUAUUAUGUAAAUACUAUUAUUGGAGAGUUACAAUCUUCCAGAACUCUAGCUAACUCGAUGAAGAAAGUGUUAUUAGAAAUCAUAUUGGUUAUAAUGCUAAAUUUCAAGUUCUUUUGAAUAAUGAUCAUAAAAAACAUUUCUACAAUACACUGGUUGCCUAAGAUACAUACAAAUCCGUAUAAAUCACGAUUUAUUUUUAAUUCUAUUUCUUGCUCUACUAAACAAAUUUCAAUUUUACUUACAUCCUGCUUAACUGCUAUUAAGUUUCAUGUGAAAAAAUACUGUAGUAAAGACUAUGAGAAUUCUGGAAUUAAUCUCUUUUGGUCUAUCAAUAAUUCUUUAGAUUUAGUUAAUGAUUUUGAAAAUAGACGGUAUAAAUUCUUAAUACUUAUGACUUUUCAACGCUCUAUACAUCUAUUCCACAAUCCUUAUUUACAAACAAAUUGACUCCUCUUAUCGAAAAAAACUUUAGCAAGGGAGAAAAAUACUCACAUGGCAGUUAAUGUUAAAAAGGCUUUUUUUACUAAUGAUCGCUCAGAUAAAUUUAUCUAUUGGUCUAUUAGACAUGCACGGAUGUCAUUGAAAUUUUAAAUUUUGUACUCAAUUAUUCUUUUCUUAAAUUUGGUAUAUGUUUGUAUAAGAAAACUAUUGGAAUUCCAAUAUGUGCCAAUUAUGCACCUUUACUUGGAGACCUCUUUUUAUACUGCUAUGAAAGUGAAUAUAUAUUAAAAUUAUUUAAGUCUGGAGACCUAGCUCUUGUUGAUAAAUGCAAUAGCACGUUUAGAUACAUUGAUAAUAUUCUAAGUUUAGAUAAUCCUGUGUUUACAGAUAACAUUCAUUCGAUAUACCCUUCACAAUUGCAACUUAAUAAAUCAAAUACAUCCAUUUUAAAAGCAUCCUAUUUAGAUUUGCAACUAGAAGUAAAGGAAGAUAUAUUUAGCAUCAAUAUUUAUGAUAAACGUGAUUAUUUUAAUUUUAAAAUAAUUAAUUACCCUUCUUUAGAUGGUGAUGUUCCUAGUUCACCAUCAUAUGGUGUUUUUAUUGCACAGUUGAUACGAUUUGCUAGAAUAUGUACAGGUGUAAAAAAAUCAGCUCUCGCAGUAAACUUAUGACGCAAAAACUUCUAAAACAGGGUUUCCGAUAUUUUAAAUUAAGGAAAAUUUUCUCAAAAUUUCUUAAUGGUCAUUAUAAUCUCAUAUCAAAGUACAAUAGUAGUCUUAAAUCGCUCAUUACUGAUAGUAUUGCUCAUCCUGAUUUUUAUGGUGCUGUUUUGAAGAAAAUUCGUAAAAUUAGAAUGUUUCUAGCAAGUAGUUGGGCAGAUAGACUUAAUGAAUUACUUGGAUUUUUUUUAAACCGUGGAUAUAAAGGCAAUAUUUUGAAGAGCACUUGCCUUCUUGUUUUUGAAGAUGAAUACCUGAAACAAAAUAUUGGGUUGAAUAUAGCAUCCUUUCAUAACUAAACUUUCAGUGCUUUGAUUUUUAUGAAGAAUUUGCUAAUUCAUGUUAUCUUUAAAACAUUUUUGGCGGACACGUGUUGACUUACUCCAAAUGUUUUGGCUGUGACUUUUCUUCAAAUAUUUUUCGUUUUCAAAUCAUUUGGAAGGAAAGAAUAGCAUAUACAAGUCGCUUUUAUUUUUAAUAAUGUUUUUUUUUCUCAGUUUUAGUACAAUGAUGCUUUUUAUUAUGAAACUCUAUGAUCACACAGUUUUAAACCUUUUAUUUUAUAAGCCAGACUGUGUGUGAUGUUUUUUGGUUUCUAACGAUGACUGCAUCGUAUCUUUGAAAAGUAUUUGCAUUAGGUGCUCUGAAUUGUUUCCCUCCGUCUGCAGAUAGAGUUGGGAUCUCUAAUCAUUGAAGUACUUGGGGUUUACCUUUUCGUUUUUAAUUAUUAUUUGUUUUAUUGAUAAGUUUCCUCAAGUUAAUGCAUACUUUGAUAAGAUUUACCUUUUGCGUUUUAUCUUUAUAAAGAAUUGUUGGGAUAAGAGUGAGGUUUGUGCACAUAAACUGGUUUAACCCCCCAAUAAAUUUACAUUUUACUGACCGUUCCAAGGCGGUACCUAACAAUUCUUGAUAAACAUACCAAUUAUAUAUAUAUAGUAUUAAUGCACUGUGCUGUUUGUAGAGUUUUGUGCUGUUCUAUGUUUCUUGUUUGUGAUUUUGUGUUAUAUGACUUUGGCGUUUGCCCAUUGCCACUAAACCGGGUUUAUGUUUAAACUUUUUGCUACUGAGCAUGUUUCUGUAGCUUUUUGCAUAUAUAAUGAGUUUUAAAAUGUUUUUAAUUUCCUGAAUUAUUGCAUAUUAGAAAAUAACGCAGUUUACUGUUAGAUCUAUAGAACUUGCGAUAUGUGUUUUCAAAAUCUAAAUCUACUUAGUCAGAUGUGUUGAGCUUGGACAAAUUGGCAAAUUUUUGUCUCCACUCCAAAACUUGUGCCCUCAUGUCAUGAUUAGCAAGCUUUGACCAAUUGCCUCUUAGUGUUGCUUAACCGUAGCAGCUUUAAAACAGAACGUUUGUACUAAUGCAACACUUUUUCGGCCUAAAAUGUGUAAUACUAAGUGUUAAAAUUAAUGGUAAUUUAUGUUAUUUUUUUAAAGUUUAGUUUUCUGAACAAACUUCAAAAAGUCUGUGAAUGUGGUUCGAAUUAAGAUUCCUCAUUGCUAUACACGAACACGGUUCAAUUGUCGAUAUGUAAAUUUAAAGUGUACUGACCUUUCCAAGGCGGUACCUAAUAUGUUACCCGAAAUCACUCCUUGAUAAACAUCCCUAGUUGUUUUUAUAUAGAAUAUAUUUACUGUGUUGUUUGUGUGAAGUUUUGUGCUGCUGUUACAUGUUUCUGGUUUGUGAGUUCUUGCCUUUGUGUUUUGUCCCUGGCUUUUACCCUGUGCCUUUAAACGUUUAUGUUUGUUCAAACGCUCAACUACUGAGCUUGUUUCUGCAGUUUUUCAUAAAAAUAAUGCAUGUGUCUACAUAAUGAUAAUUGUUUACUUAUAAUCAACACUAAUAGAUCAAACCGAUAUUGUUUGUACUCCAUAAACUACAUUAUUACCAAAGUUAAGUUUUCUUUAUUGCUUAAUAAUUAUAUAUGUGUAUAACAUUUUACAUUUUAUUGCCUUCAAUUAAUUUGGCGCAAGCAAUAUAUAUACUACGUAUAGAUGUAUGUAUAAUAGCCCUAUCUUAAUGGAAUAAAUAUUUUGUGACUUGAAACGUGUGCACAUUACUCCUUCACAUGAAGUAUCAAUAAAUUUACACUCUGUGCUCAGUUUAGCCCAUUUAAAGAUUUGUGCCGGUGCCUACAUAAACCGCAUGGCUAUAUACAGCUAGACAAAAUAAUUAUCAGUACCAUUAUUGACAAAACAUUUAAUGUAUUUUUUUCGAACAAAACUGGGGUAACAGGACAAUGUGCCAGUUAACGAAACCUAGAGCCUGAUAAGUAUACGCAAAUAUCUUUAUUUCGAAGUUCUGAUAAUAUAUUCAUGCAAUUUAUCUCCAGAGGCAAUAUUCAUAAACGAACUUAUGCCAUUUCUUAACUUUAAUAAGUGGAUUUACUAAAAUGUUCAUAGUGUAGCGAAUUUGGGCUGAGCGAUACGUUGUUAAACUGUUGUCUGCUGCUUUUACAGUAAGGCGUAGGAUUUUGCUAUUGUAUACUUUCACUUUCAUUUUGAAUA